AUGGAGUGUGUUCAAACGUUUAAUUAUACUGUGUUGAUAAAUGGAGAACCUAGUGAACCCUUCAAUGCUACAAGAGGUCUUCGACAAGGGGACCUAAUAUCUCCAUUCAUGUUUGCAAUAGCUAUGGAGUACUUAAGCAGGAAGCUCAAUGAGCUGAAAGAUAAUAAAACUUUUCAGUUCCACCCAAGAUGUGCAAAGCUAGGAAUCACACACCUUAGCUUUGCAGAUGACCUGCUCCUUUUUGUCAAAGGAAACUUAUCCUCUAUUACUGCUCUACACAAGAGCUUUGUUUGGUCCGGAAGCAACACAAUCACGAAAAAAGCUUUAUUAGCCCAGGAUAAGGUGCCUUGGAAGUGUCUCAUGUUUAGAAAUGAUGCUAGGCCUAAUUACGCUAAAUUUACCAUGUGGCUGGAACUACAAGGAAGAUUAUCAACAACUGAUAAACUAGUGGCAUGGAUUACAGCAGUGGCUGCAAAGAAAGGAGAAGGUUACACAAACCUGGGAACAUCACCUAGCUUGGGCUAUCCAAAGUGCCAGAGGUAA
Molecule: messenger RNA, 543 nt
Organism: Nicotiana tabacum (common tobacco)
Lineage: Eukaryota; Viridiplantae; Streptophyta; Magnoliopsida; Solanales; Solanaceae
Source: RefSeq, a predicted model, not a curated record